ACAAUACAAUACAAUAAAAGCAUAAUUAUUUGCACACAUACCAAAUACAGCGCAAUGUUCUUUAAUUAAAUUAUGAAAGUAGUGACGCGUCGUGGGUAAAAAUGUUGUAUAUGAUAGCAAAUGGGGUAGGUGCGAUUGGUUUUUGGUGUUACUCAUUUAGGUACGAUGGCUGUGCCGGCAAAAUAUACUCGUAUUUCAUCGAUAAUUGCAGCAGUAAACCAAGAUACGAAUUUCGUGCAAGCAGAAGUAUUUCACGCAGUUCUGCUUAACUUAUCAGAUUUCCGCAAAAUUGAAUAGCUGAAGUCUACGUAAUCGUUAGUGUAUGCAUAUCGAACUAUAUUGAAAAUAAUAUCAAUAUUGCUUAAAAAGCAGAUGUAAGUAAUGGCAUCACUGCGCCUGAUUAAUAGAUUAGUAUUGCGUGGAUUCAUAUCAUUAACACUACUGCUAGCCUUCUUCAACGAAUUUAUUAUAUACUACAUCAGUCAGACUGCUUGGCAACAAAUUGAUUGUGAAUAUGACAACUGUACGCGUAUAUUAUUUGUGGCUGAUCCACAGCUGAUUGGCAAUUCUUACGAAAAAGGCUUUUGGAGCCCGAUAUCCCGUUAUGAUGCAGAUAGAUAUUUGCGCAAGACUUUCGAGCGAUCGCUACACUUCACUCAGCCACAUAUCAUUUGUUUUUUGGGUGAUCUGUUGGACGAGGGUAGUAUUGCCACACAGCAAGACUUCGAUGCCUAUGUAAGACGUUUUCAUCGCAUUUUUAACACACACACAGAUGUAAAACGCAUUCAUGUGCCGGGGGAUAAUGACAUUGGCGGCGAAGAUGGUGAAUAUAUAUCAAAUUCGAACGUGCAUCGUUUCGAAGAAGCUUUUCAAAGUGAGGAUCUCUUCGAUUACGAAAAUAUGUUACGUUUCUUCAAAAUCAACCGAAUGAUGCUCGACUUUACGAAUCCAGAUCGUGAGCACAACAAACAACGGCUGCGCGUUGGAAUAUCCCAUGCUCCAAUUCUUAUUGGAGGUGGGCCACUUUUGCGUUCAGUGCUCAGCGAAUUAGACCCACAUGUCAUAUUUUCUGGACACUGGCAUGAAUCCAGGAUUUUCAUACAUCCAUCGACUCACGUAGUGAAUUUCUAUGAGUCGACGGUACGACACUUUGAUUUGCGUGGCCUAAAAGAAAGAGAGCAUCAGUACUUGGAGAUUAUGGUGCCAACAGCUUCGUAUCGCAUGGGCAAAACGAAGAUGGGACUAGGAUAUGCUGUGUUAGAAAAUUACCAACUUAGAUACACAGUUCUCUGGCAGCCCAGCCGUUUUAUUUACCUAUUUCUAUACUUGUUUUGGCUAAUUCUAUCAUUGUGUGGCUUUAUUGUGUUUCGAAUGAUGACACGAUGUCCUUUUCGUGUAGCCAAACGUCAAUCGGCAUACAAUCGUAUUUUAAGCGUAACUCAGUUUUAGAGAUUUUGAAGACUUUGAAAAAAAAUAUAUAUAUGUAUAUACAAAGACCAAUAAGCAACUGAUAUAUAUUAGAUAGCAAAAUAGUAAAAAAAAAACGCGCAAAUGCUUCGUAACCAUGUAAACCUCGUAAACUUACUUAAUUUUGUAUAGAAAAUAGGGUUAUUUUCGACGUUUUCGCGGUUACGAGGCAUUUACGCGUUUCUAUGAAUACCUAUAAUAUUUAUAUAUAUUUCGUAGUUUAAAGUACAGAACCGCGUAUCAUCAUUCUGCAAAACUGCGUAACUGACAUUUGCUGCCAAAAAUUGGAUUUGCUCACACAAGUUCUUGGGUCAAUCCUUAUC
This is a messenger RNA of Rhagoletis zephyria (snowberry fruit fly), 1790 nucleotides long. RefSeq names its product Metallophosphoesterase (gene Mppe). Gene Ontology annotation, cellular component: endoplasmic reticulum. Gene Ontology annotation, molecular function: hydrolase activity. The record is from RefSeq and is a predicted model, not a curated record. Gene Ontology annotation, biological process: GPI anchor biosynthetic process. NCBI's taxonomy places the organism in Eukaryota, Metazoa, Arthropoda, Insecta, Diptera, Tephritidae.